Molecule: messenger RNA, 6512 nt
Organism: Oncorhynchus mykiss (rainbow trout)
Lineage: Eukaryota; Metazoa; Chordata; Actinopteri; Salmoniformes; Salmonidae
Source: RefSeq, a predicted model, not a curated record
CAGGAAGUGAGGAGAUACUGAUGGCGCCCGACUAGAAUGGAGGAGCAAUUAUCGCGUACAACUUCUUAUACAGUUUUGUCGUGUCUACUAAGUCAUAAACAAAUUCAACUCGCAAUACACAAUGGAAGGGGAGAUAGAGGUGGAGAGCAGCAGUGAUGUGGGUCCGUCGGGGUCCGGGAUGGAGGAGCCGUCUGAGAGCGGUAUGGGCAUGGAGUCGUCGGAGGCCAUGUCUGCAGACAGCAGCGACGCAGCGGCACCACACGCCUCACGCCACCACAGCCAGCACCGCCAUGGGCACGGUCACCAUGGCCAGGCCCCAGAGUCAGACUGCCAUGUGGGACAAAGCUCAGAGGGUAUCCCGGCGUUCUUACCAGAGACCAGCUCCAGUACAGACGUCACCCACCACAGAGCCACCGUCCACCUCCCGGACUCCUCCUCUGUGGCCCAGUCCACCAGCGUCUCCACCGUAACCCAGUCCAUCCUGGUGUCCGGGUCGGCCCAGGUGACAGUCCACUCCAGUGCAGUGGUGUCAGACUGCGGGGGCAUGAUGGUGUCAGACUGCGGGGGCAUGAUGGUGUCAGACUGCACAGCCUCUACCUCCUCGGACCUGGGAUCAGCCAUAGACAAGAUCAUAGAGUCCACCAUCGGACCUGACAUCAUGAACGGAUGUAUAGCAGUGACCAGUGCAGAGGACGGAGCUGCAGAGACCAGCGAGGGGCAGUAUUUAAUACUACAAGGACCAGACGAUGGGGCCCCUAUGGUAGCCCACAUGUCGUCCUCGGCUCUGUCCAGCCAUCACCGCAUCACCAUCGAGGCUCUGGGAGAGGGUCCUACCUCCACCUGUCACGACCAGGGAGACAUGCAGGAUAACCUGGAUCCAGACCAGCCCUCUGGGAGUCACUCUCACUCCGGCCACUACCCAGACCACGAGGACCAGGACAACCAGCCUCAGCACUCACACGCGUCCCAGUACAUGGAGUGUAGCGGUGGAGAUGCGGACGGACCUGAUCAGACUGGAGAGUCCUCCUCCUCGUAUGUAGACGAUGAGGAACCCGACCAGACACGUUCCUCCCGCUCCCUCGUCCGGUCCCGUUUCCCUGAGUACGGUAUGGUCGACAACUCUGGCCAGGACCUAAGGGGGUACGUGGAGUGUAGUGGUAGCGGUGCCACCGACUCCAACCCCUCGUCCCCUGCCCGCCUACGACACACCCACUAUAUGGUGGACUGCAGCGCGGGGACGGGGGCGUACCUGGAGUGUGCCGGGGACGAGGAAGAGGAUUCGAUGCAGCACCACUCUCGGAGUCACAUCGACAGCAGCAGCAGUGCUAACCAUUCCCAGAAUCACCAAACUAUGUCUAACCACUCCCAGAGUCACCAAACCCUGCGGCAGUAUGUGGAGUCCGGGGCUGCGGUUGCAGAUUCAGAGCAGCCCGGUUGUUCCAACUCCCACUCUCAGAGUCACCAAACCCUGCGGCAAUAUAUGGAGUCUGGGGCUGCAGAUUCGGAACAGCCACGAUGUUACCAAUACCAGGCUGAGGAAGGGCAAGGAGAGGACCCAGACCAGAACCAGGACCCAGACCAGCCACAGCACUCUGACCAGCAGCAGCCUCAGCACUCACACUACAUGGAAACCACCAGCAGCAGCACUGGCCCAGAAGGCGAGGGUUCCACCACAGACCACCACCACCCCCAGGCAGACACCGCAGACUCGGGCUCAGCAGAUCAUCCAGAGGCUAUGGAGUGUUCUGAGAGCCAGCCUGGCCCUUACAUCAGUAGCAGUGGAACCUAUUCCUACCACCCGGAGCCUGAGAUGGAAGAGGCCCCUGAACCUACAUGGUCCCCCAGUUUGGAGAGGCCUUCGAGGGGAGAGGAGGAGGAGGGCGGCGUGGUGGGGGGGUCUGGGGCUCCAGUCGUGGAGGAGGGGGCUGGGAGUGGAUCAGGGGUCGCCGUCCCCCACACCAUGGCUGAACUGGAGGAGAUGAUGGAGGUGGUAAUCGUUCAGCAGUUUAAGUGCAAGAUGUGUCCCUACAAGAGUGUCUCCAAAGACACCCUCAUCAACCACAUGAGAGACAGGCACUUCAAACCCACAGGUGGCCCCCCUCCUAAGAAGCGUGGUCGUGGUCGGCCCCGGCGUAGUGAUACGUUGGCCCGUCAGCAGGCUGAGGUGAAACCAGAGCCCCAGCCUGAGGAGCCAGAGGACGAUGACAUCGUAGACGCUGGGGCCAUCGAUGACCCUGAAGAGGACAGUGACUAUAACCCAGCAGAUGAGGACUGUAGGGGCAGACAGCCUGCUCUCCUGCGACAACCUGUCCCCCCUCCCUGCUCCUCGUCCUCCUCCACAGACCGCCCCAGGCGCAGGGUGGGACGACCCAGGAAGUUCACCUACACAGAGGGCAGCUACAACGGCAAGGAGGCAGUAGCAGACGGGACGUCAAAGCCUAAGGGGAGUGUGGAUCCUCAAGGCUCGGAGGAGGCCAGUUCCUCAGGCCUGGGAAACGGCCCAGGUCCCUUGGCCAAUGGAAACACAGCGGAAGCCGGCAUCAGCCAAUCGGACUCUGAGAACAAAGACCCGUCGUCCAAUGGGAGGCCAGAAGAGCUUUUCCCAAGGAAACGGGGUCGACCCUCCAAGCGGUUCAUCAGAAAGAAGUACAAGAAGUACAUGAACCGCAAGUACUGUAAGUCUCUGAAGCCGCUCCUGAGGCCUCACAGUUGUUGGAUCUGCGGCUCUCGCUUCCUGUCCCAGGAGGACCUGAGGUUCCACGUUGACUCUCACCAAGGAAACGACCCAGAGUGCUUCAAAUGCCUGCAGUGUAACUACCGCUGCAAACGAUGGUCCUCGCUUAAGGAACACAUGUUCAACCACCAGGGGAACAAGCCCUUCAAGUGUGAGGAGUGUGACUACAGCAGUGUGUAUAAGAAGGAUGUCAUCAGACACUCUGCAAUACACAACAAGGACAAGAAAACAAAGUCUGAGUCAUGUGGUCUGUCUGACUCUCAGCAGGUAUCUAAGGUGUUGUCGUUCCCGUGUCCAGUGUGCCACAGAGUCUACCCCAUGCAGAAGAGACUCACUCAGCACAUGAAGACACACAGUACCGAGAAACCACACAUGUGUGACAAGUGUGGGAAGUCCUUCAAGAAGAGAUAUACGUUCAAGAUGCAUCUCCUCACACACAUCCAGAGUGUUGACAACAGCAGGUUCAAGUGUGAGUUCUGUGACUAUGACUGUGACAACAAGAAGCUCUUGCUCAACCACCAGCUGUCCCACACCAACGACCGGCCCUUUAAAUGUGACUACUGUAAAUACUCCACCUCUAAAGAGGACUUCCUGGUCUCACACCUGGCCAUCAAACACACAGGAGAGAAACCGUUCUCCUGUGAGAUGUGCCACUUCAUGACGAAACACCGUAAGAACCUGCGUCUGCACGUCCAGUGUCGCCACCCGGAGGCGUUUGAGGAGUGGAGCGCUACGCACCCUGAGGAGCCCGUCAGGCGGAGGAGGAGACCUUUCUUCACCCAGCAACAGAUAGAGGAACUCAAACAGCAACACGACGACACACCGGGCCUACAGAACACUAUACUGGCGGUGGAUCCUGACACACUACAAGCCAUGCAGACAAUGCAGAACGCCUCAGUCUCCCAAGAUGCAAUGGGAAACACCACCAUCAUCUACGAACAGGCCGGAAACUCAGACCUGUCAGCCCAGAAUGCUUUGGAUCUGCUGUUGAAUAUGAGCAACGCCAGAGAGCUGGUGGGAAACUCACUGCAGGUACAGGUGUUGAAGUCGUCUGACUCCAAUGUUCUAGAAGCAGGCUCCUGGACGGGCGUUACCUCGGCGACAGGGGGAGGGCAAAAAGUAGUGACCUUUCACGUGUCUGAGACCGGCGAGACCCUGGUGCAGGAGGUCCAGGAUGUGCAGGAGGGUUAUGAGGCAGGGACCAAUGAGAAUGGAGAGAUCACCCAGGUGGCCAUCCAGGCCUAUGAGGGGGCAGAAGGCUUCAGUGUGUUGGAACAGGUGGAACAAGCUACAGAGGAGAUCCACAGCACCGGACCUGGGUACAGCAGUGGCGAGGGGAGUCCUCAGCCCAUGGAAGAAGAGGAGGAGGGAACAGAAAUAGUCAGAGAGAAUGGAGAAAAGUACUACCUGACCUCCGGGCUAGGGGAUGGGGUGCUGCAGCAGGUCGAGCUGAGCAGUGAGGCCCCGGGUUCUCCCUCCAUGGUGGGUUCUCCCCAGCAGAACCAGCUCAACCCUAAGAGGUUCUCCUGUCGUAUCUGCAUGGAAUCGUUCCACGGCCGCAGUGACAUGGAGAACCACAAGAGGGCCCAUAUCGACCCAUCCACCUUUAAGUGUCCCGACUGUGACUUCACUGCCUCCUCCUGGCCAGUUGUCAAGACCCACAUGGUCAUGCAUGCCUACCUGAGACCUCACAAGUGUCCCAGCUGCAGCUUUGCCUCCAAGAACAAGAAGGAUCUGAGGAGACACAUGAUGACGCAUACCAACGAGAAGCCCUUCACCUGCCAGAUCUGUGGACAGAGGUUUAAUCGCAACGGCCACCUCAAGUUCCAUAUGGAGCGACUCCACAGCCAGGACCCUCCGACAAAGAAGAGCCGCUCUGGAGCAGGCUCCCAGCAGACCAUCAUAGUUAACAAUGACGAGGAGGCUCUCGUCACGCUACAGUCAGCUCUGCAGGCAGGACAGACUAUCAGCCCAGAGCAGCUACAACAGGCCUUGGGUCAGGACCACAUCAUAGUGUCCCAGGAACAAGCCUUGGGUCAGGACCACAUCAUAAUGUCCCAGGAACAAACCUUGGGUCAGGACCACAUCAUCAUGUCCCAGGAACAAACAUUGGGUCAGGACCACAUCAUAGUGUCCCAGGAACAAGGCCUGGAAGACCAAGAGGAGGCCACGUACAUUCAGCAGAUCACCACAGUGGACGGACAGACGUUACAGUACAUGACAGGAGACAACCAGGUCCAGUAUAUCAUCUCUCAGGAUGGAGUCCAACACUUCCUACCUCAGGAGUACGUGGUGCUAUCAGACGGGAACCACAUCCAGAUGUCAGAUGGCCAGAUCAUCCAGUAUGAGCAUGAUGGGGCCUUCCUGCAGGAGCAACAGAUUGCCCUGAGUCAUGACGGGCAGAUCCAGUAUCUUCCCAUCAGUUCAGAACAACAGAUGGUCAGUCCUGAGGACCUGGAGGUUGCUGAACAUUCUGCCAUUACUGCUGUAGCAGAUGCAGCCUUGCAACAGACCCAGACGGUCUAUACAGAGGCCACACAAGAACAGCUGGAGCAGCUACAACAGCAGGGAAUCCAGUAUGAUGUCAUCACCUUCACCGAUGAGUAGAGACCCUCGGAUGGAAGUCGGGAGGGAUGGCUCUCUGUGAUUGCGGACUUGUCUCCUAGUAUGAUGUCUACUAUUGGCUGCCUGAUGUCCGUAUGUAGUGCAGGACUAGUACGGGGGAACCACGAUGACCAGUGACCUCCAGCAUGGUUCGACAUGAUCGGCCCGAGCGAGACUGCAGAGAAUCUAAAAAUCAUUGUAUAAAAUCAUCCAAAACAGCUACUCAUUAUGCGAUCAAGAUUGGCAAAUCUUGGCAGGGUCUUGCCUAGGUCCAUCCCCUAGAACACACUGCUCUACUCUCUAGAAGCUCUGCCGUGCUUCAGAUACCCAGAACCCACUGCUCUACUCUCUAGGAGCUCUGCCAUGCUUCAGAUACCCAGAACACACUGCUCUACUCUCUAGGAUCUCUGCCGUGCUUCAGAUACCCAUAACCCACUGCUCUACUCUCUAGGAUCUCUGCCGUGCUUCAGAUACCCAUAACCCACUGCUCUACUCUCUAGGAGCUUUGCCAUGCUUCAGAUACCCAUAACCCACUGCUCUACUCUCUAGGAUCUCUGCCGUGCUUCAGAUACCCAUAAUCCACUGCUCUACUCUCUAGGAUCUCUGCCGUGCUUCAGAUACCCAUAACCCACUGCUCUACUCGCUAGGAGCUCUGCCGUGCUUCAGAUACCCAUAACCCACUGCUCUACUCUCUAGGAGCUCUGCCGUGCUUCAGAUACCCAGAACCCACUGCUCUACUCUCUAGGAGCUCUGCCGUGCUUCAGAUACCUGGGAUGCUCGAAGCAGCCCCAGAGAGGAUUCUAGUGGCUGGUAGAUCUAUCACUCAUAGUGGGAGUGAUGAAUAGAUGAACUCUCACUGUUAAGUAGAUCUAUAAACAGAAGCUUUUGUAAAUUCUAAAUAUUGUACCCGUCGCUUCUAAGUUAAUCAAUAGGGGCUGAUGUACAUUAAAGAACAAAGUUACACAUGGUUGGAUGAUCUAGACUGUGUCUGAAAUGCCACCCUAUUUCCUACAUAGUGCACUACUUUUGACCAGGGCCCUUCAAAACUGGUGCACUAAAUAGGGAAUAGUUUGUAUUUUGGUACGUAGGCGUACUCUGUAAUUAUUUAAGAUCUGCGGUUUCCUCAACACCUGCUUUGACUUGCAAGACAAUGUCACAAAAGAAGAAAUUAAAA